Molecule: messenger RNA, 2404 nt
Organism: Dipodomys spectabilis (banner-tailed kangaroo rat)
Lineage: Eukaryota; Metazoa; Chordata; Mammalia; Rodentia; Heteromyidae
Gene: Ptbp3
Product: polypyrimidine tract binding protein 3
Exons: 14
Coding region: 233-1804 (523 amino acids)
Biological process (GO): regulation of RNA splicing; mRNA processing
Cellular component (GO): nucleus
Molecular function (GO): mRNA binding
Source: RefSeq, a predicted model, not a curated record
GGAGGUGGCGGGAGCGUGCCUGGUCCCCGCCCCUGUUUCCCACUCUUUCCACCUCCGACCGGCUGGGGCUCUGGAGAGGCGCCGCUCGCCGGUCCCCGGAGCUGCCCUGCCCCUGCCGCCGCCGCCGCGGCUAGCCCGUCCGUCCGCGCACGGUGCGCUCCUCCGUCUGGGCCAUGGAUGGCGGGGAUCUGAUGAGCUUCUUUCUUCUGGAGUCGUUAACGGACCUUCUACCAUGAACAGUUCUACUUCUACAGGUGUGUAUGCUAAUGGGAAUGACAACAAGAAAUUUAAAGGAGAUAGACCUCCCUGUUCACCUUCCCGUGUUCUCCAUCUUCGAAAAAUUCCAUGUGAUGUCACCGAAGCAGAGGUCAUAUCAUUAGGUCUACCAUUUGGCAAAGUAACUAAUCUUUUGAUGUUGAAAGGAAAAAGCCAGGCUUUCUUAGAAAUGGCUUCUGAGGAAGCUGCUGUUACUAUGGUGAACUAUUACACUCCUGUUACUCCUCAUCUUCGAAGCCAGCCUGUUUAUAUUCAGUAUUCCAAUCACAGAGAACUUAAAACUGACAAUCUACCUAAUCAAGCUAGAACCCAAGCUGCACUGCAGGCUGUGAGUGCUAUUCAGUCAGGAAACCUGGCCCUUCCAGGAGCUACUUCCAAUGAAGGCACAGUCCUCUCUGGGCAGAGCCCUGUGCUCCGAAUAAUUAUUGAAAACCUCUUUUAUCCCGUUACUCUAGAAGUUCUUCAUCAGAUAUUUUCUAAAUUUGGCACAGUUUUGAAGAUUAUCACCUUUACAAAGAAUAAUCAGUUUCAAGCCUUGCUUCAGUAUGCUGACCCAGUGAAUGCACAUUAUGCCAAAAUGGCGCUGGAUGGCCAGAAUAUCUAUAAUGCAUGCUGCACUCUGCGUAUUGACUUCUCCAAGCUCACCAGCCUUAAUGUGAAAUAUAAUAAUGAUAAAAGCAGAGACUUCACUCGCUUAGACCUUCCUACUGGUGAUGGUCAGCCAUCUCUUGAACCUCCUAUGGCUGCUGCUUUUGGUGCACCAGGUAUAAUUUCUUCACCAUAUGCAGGGGCUGCUGGAUUUGCCCCAACAAUUGGAUUUCCUCAAGCUGCAGGCCUGUCAGUCCCAACCGUUCCUGGAGCCCUGGGUCCUCUCACACUCACAUCCUCUGCGGUCACUGGGAGGAUGCCCAUUCCUGGGGCAAGUGGUAUACCAGGAAAUUCUGUUCUGCUGGUCACCAACCUCAAUCCUGAUCUUAUCACUCCACAUGGGCUUUUUAUCCUAUUUGGAGUAUAUGGUGAUGUGCAUCGAGUGAAAAUUAUGUUUAAUAAGAAAGAAAAUGCCUUGGUUCAGAUGGCAGAUGCAAAUCAAGCCCAGCUAGCAAUGAACCAUUUAAGUGGUCAGAGACUUUAUGGAAAAGUCCUUCGUGCUACACUCUCCAAACACCAAGCAGUUCAGCUUCCUCGAGAAGGUCAAGAAGACCAAGGUCUGACUAAGGAUUUCAGCAAUAGUCCUUUGCAUCGAUUUAAAAAGCCUGGUUCUAAAAACUUCCAGAAUAUCUUUCCACCAUCAGCUACUCUGCAUCUGUCAAACAUUCCCCCUUCUGUUACAAUGGAUGAUUUGAAGAACCUUUUCACAGAAGCUGGAUGUUUGGUGAAGGCUUUUAAAUUCUUCCAGAAAGAUCGCAAAAUGGCACUCAUUCAGUUGGGAUCUGUAGAAGAAGCAAUCCAGGCCCUCAUUGAGCUUCAUAAUCACGAUCUUGGAGAAAAUCACCACCUCCGAGUUUCCUUCUCAAAAUCUACAAUCUGACAUCUCUGUGAAUCUUUCUCCUCAAACUGGACCAUAAGUACAAUAGAACCUUCAGACAUAGACUGAAGCAGCUCAAGACCAAUCCUGCCUCUUUAACAAAAAAUAACUCCUUCAGAGUUUGAUAUUCAAGUACAUUCAAACAAGAGAUGUUCUUUUUUUUUUUUUCCCAUUUUUCCCUUUGCUCCCAUAAAUAAUCAAAGGUUUGCUUUUCCUUUGUACCAUGAUUUCUAUGAAAAUAACCUUCAGGAAGGAAAAAAAAUCAGGAAAAAUACUUCUUCAGUAAUUUCUUGUGAUAAAUCAGAUUUCAUGAGAGCAGACUUUCUUUUAGUUUGGGUCUAGAUCAGCCUUAUACAACAUUUAUAAACUCCUUUGUACUUUAAGAAAUUUAGACAAUUGCAGACUUUUAAAAUUACUUGAUGUAAGUAAUUUAAACCACUUACAGCCAAGUUUUUAACUUUAUGGUUUAGAAUUUUGACCCCUGUAGGAGAUUGUUUGCUUGGAAAAUUAUAUUAAAUAUUUACCAUCUAUAUUGAUAGUUAAUAUACAUAAACACAUUGAGUUGUAUUGGAAGCCGAUUUAUAAAUGUGCAUGUUUUCUUCA